GAACAUAUUUCAAAUAUGUUUGCCAGUUUAAAAAAUAAUGAAAUCAAGGAGACAGGUAGUGAUCCUACUAAACUAGCUCUGGGUAGCCCUCCACAGAAAAUUAUCCAUGGCAAUGGACCCAAAGGGCACCAUUCAAGGCAAGGUUCUGGCACCAGUUUGGGUAGUUUCUCUCUUGAUGGUGUACAAGAAGAACUAGUAUCAUCGCCACCUCUACUGAAGAGACAAGACAGUUCAGAAGUCAAGCUUGCUGAUGGAAAGGUACUUAACCAGAAAGAUGUAAAACGGCUUGAGAAACGUGAAGAUGAAUGGAGGCGGAAGUUACAAAAAUUGGAAGAGGAAUGGACCAAAAAGUUGGAAAAGAAAGAAGAUGAAUGGAAAAAGCAAAUGGAAGAAAAGCAAAAAGACUGGAGGAGAUCACUAGAACUUCUUGAAAAAGAAAAAGGUGCACUGGAGGAAGAAAAACGAGAAAUUGUACAGCAGAAAUUAAAUCUUGAAGAAGCCCUAAAAAUAGCUGAUGAAUACAAGAAAAAAGUUUUCCAGUAUCAAGAAGAUAUUGACCAACUGGAAGGAUUUCAGACCCAAGAAAUGGCAAAGAUUAAACAUUUGUUGCUUGUGAAGGAGCAGGAACUAGCAGAGAAAGCAGCUGCCCUGAAAGAGGCCUCUAGCAAAAUAGAGAAUUUUAAAUUGGAGAUUACUCGACUUAGGCACUACGAAGAAGAACUUGCUAACUUGCAGGAUGAUUUGGAGUCUUUGCGCCACUCCUCAGAUCGAGAGCGCUCUCAGUUGUCUAGCAACUUGGCACAAAGCGAAGAAGAUGUUCGGCAUCUUAAAGACAGAGUGGCUGUUCUUGAACAGAGGACAAAUUCAGAAUGCAUCAACCUGGGUGCUGAAUUAUCUGUGAAUGAUAGGGUUCAAGCAUUGUUGGGUGAAAGGAUAUUAUUAGAACGUAGGCUAGAAGAAGUCCAUCUACACCUGUCAGAUAUCAAGUCUUCUUGGAGUGGGAAGAUAUCAUCAUUAGAAACCCAAGUUGAACGACUAUGUCGCCAAGCUGCUGAAGAAGGAACAGAAAGGCGACGAACAGAACAGGAACGAGAUGCACUGAUGGAGAGAAUCAAGGCUCUAGAAGUUAUUGUUGAGAAAGGAAAAUCCACAGCAAAGGAGAAGGAUGAGAAAAUAGACAGAUUAAAGGAAGAGAGAGAUGUGCUUAUAGAGGAAUUGAAAGAUAUGAAGGCAAAGAGGGACCAGGAAUUAGCCAGUCUACAGCAGGAAAUUGAUUUGUUUGGUGUUGAAAAUAAAGAUAUCAAAACUCAGCUGAUUGAGAUAGAAAAAAGACUGAAGGAAUCAGAAACAGACUGUGCCCAUCUUAAUGUAGCACUUGAAGGUGAGAAAUCUGGCAAUGCUACUCUUCAUUUGGAAGUGGCUCGGCUGAGGGAUGCCCUGGAAGCAGAAAGAACUCGCAAUGCUAACCUCAGUAUCUCAUUGGACCGGGAGCGAGGGGAAAAAGAUACAACAUUAUUGCGCAAUGCCCAAGUAAAUCAGCAGGUGGAACUGGCAAAGCAAGAGCUCCGUGAACAGGCACAAGAAUCUGUUGAACUUCAUAACAGAAUUGCAACAAUGGAGAAAGAACUCUCAGAAAAAAAUAGGGAGAUUGAGAAAAUGAAAAUAGAUUCUGAAAAAAUAUCAAAACGUAUACAAGACCUAGAAAGUCUGGAACAUGACAAACAAGCAGCCUCUAACUUGGAGCAGGAACUGAGAAAUAAUAUGACUGAAUUAGAAGAACAGUUAAUUGAAAAAAAUAAGAAUAUCCGUGUUCUGCAGCAGAGGCUGAGUGACAUGAAGAAGACACUGCAGCGUGAGCUUAGGUUACCUGUGCAGAGUGUGGAUGGCACAAGCACCACAGAAUCUGAACCUUUCACUCAAGCUGCAGUACUUGCUCCGAGCUCCAGUAGACAUCUCCAGCAGAAGCAGCAUCAUCAGGCUGUCACCAAUCACCAAAUGACUGAUGACGAUGAUGAUGUCAACUUCAAGUACCUGAAGCAUGUUCUCAUCAAAUUUCUUACAAGUAGAGAGUAUGAGGCACAGCAUUUAACAAGAGCAGUUGCAACAUUACUGAGGUUCUCACCAGAAGAAGAGCGCCUGCUACGAGAGACACUGGAAUGGAAGAUGUCUUGGUUUGGGACUCGGCCAAGCUUAGGAUUUGGUCAGACAGCUAAAACCAUUCCUCCCAGCUGAUAAUCCAUUCCACUAUACCCUGAUUUCUAGGUAUUGAACUGUUGCAAAGGUUUGUGUUCAGACAGCCACAUUUUAAUCUUUUUUUGUUAACACCCUCAUUAUGAUCGAUCUUCUACUAAGAAAUCACCGUUUUUUUCGUAUAAAAGUGUUGUGAGGUACAACAGAAAGCUUAGCAGCUGAGGUGCAGUAGUAAUGUUGCAAGAAUUGGACUAUGUGAUACAGGACAUAAGUGGAAUGUUGACACCGAACAAAUGAUUCUUGGACAGCAGUGUCAUUUAAAUGAAACUAAAACUGUAUAUAAUCUUAGUUUAGAAUCUAAUUGAUGAAAAAACAGGUGUAGCGGACCAUUAUGGAUGACAAGAAUUGUUUUGCAUGUAAGAUGUAUAGGAACAUAGAGAAAAAAACUUUUCUUUGUAUGAAAAUGAAGGUAAAGACUUAUAUAUAUGGAUUUGUUUCAGUAUUAUAAAUACUAUUUUUUUUUUGAUGAGAAACUGUAUUCAGAUAUUUCCAAAAAGAAUAAGAAAAAUGUUAGUUUAUUAUUUUUACUGUUGUAAUAAUAAUAAUAUUGCAUAUUCAUGAUAGAGUUAUGGAAAAUUGUGUGUUCUGCAACAUGGUUCAUGGAUCAUUUCACGUUUUCAAAUCCAGUGAGCACUGCAAAACAACACCAUAAUUAAAUAUUAGAUAUCUUUGAUAUAUUUGUCACUUCAUUAUGUACAAAUUCCAAGUUUAUAUGGCAAAACUGUAAAAUUAUUGCUCUGAAUCCAUUAAUAAUUCUUUUAAUAAUAUUCAGCCAAUUCCAAGUCUUCCUGUUUAUUUAUAGGUUUAUCACUAAUAGCAAAAUAAAUGUCUUAUGACUUUUAUUUAUUAAAGCUGUGAUAGUGAAACAACAACAUAACUGAUAUGAGUAAUUAAUACAGAUAAUUUAGCCUCCUUUAAUAUUUUUAAGUUCCUUUGUUAAUUACAAGCCCUAAUUUCCAUAACUACAUGAAAAAGAUAAUUAGUUCUAUAUUUACUGCAGGAAAAGUAUCUUUACUGUUUGUAACAGUUUUGCAUCAGACCCAAACCAUCUGUGUCUUACAUCCCAAGGAUAACAAGAACCGCGUACGUUGCUCCAGAGGUGCAAUAGCUGUGUCUGUGUUACACGACACCCAUAAUACAAUCUUAACAGUAGAAUUAAAGUUUUUAUAUUAUGUAAAAAUGCCUUUGCAGUGUUCAAAGUAAUAACGGUAUAUAAAAAUAUUUGAAUGGAAACAUGUACUUCUCACAUGAUUACUUAACUCUAUGUAAGACAGCCAGCCAUACUAUGACAGUGUGUGUGUAUAUGUGUAUAUAUAUAUAUAUUACAUACUUAGAGGAGAAUUGAGAAGGCCAUGGACUGAAUACGGACCGGAGAGCCAUAGAAGAAGAAUGAGAAGAACAUACUUAGUAAAUAAUCUGUGUAUUAUCAGAUUAUACUAUUUACACACAUUAUAUAAUUUUAAAACCAUUUCUGGAAAUUGUAAGUGUCUCGAUUAAGUCUGAACAGAUAUGUAUAGUUUCAGCCAUAAUCUCAGCACAGCUAUUUAAAAAAGAACUCUCUGAUCCCACAUGUAGCAAAGAAAAUAUUCAGUAUGUCACUUGGAUAUGAAUUUAACUCAAAAAAUAUGAAAGAAGUUGAUUAAAAUGUUUCAAAUUUUUCAGAGUUUCUCACGAUAAUUUAUAACUUGUUGCAUAAGCAUGGUUGUAUUCAGGUUUUUGAGAUUCCAUAUAACAAGGUUAUAUGAAUUUUUAAACAAUUUUGUUUUAGAGUGGAAAAUACUCGGUGAAAUGUUAUGUUGAAUAAAGAUUUCUACAAAAUUACUUUCCUCAUUAUAUUUAAGAACAAUCAGAUGUAUGCACUUCAUCCUGAAUUUAAUUUUAGUGAAGAAACACAUUAGACACAUCACUGUGUCAUGUGUUGAACCAGUGGAACCCAUUUCUUUAAAAGAUGGUUUAUAAAGUCGUGAGGAUAUUGUAUAUGAUAUUCAGCAGUAUCACUAUUCUAUUUCUUUCUCACCAAUCUAGUAAACUAUUAUUUUAAUAUAUUUUUUGAGACUUGUG
Messenger RNA from Zootermopsis nevadensis, 4311 nucleotides. RefSeq names its product Golgin 97 (gene Golgin97). The record is from RefSeq and is a predicted model, not a curated record. Gene Ontology annotation, cellular component: Golgi apparatus. NCBI's taxonomy places the organism in Eukaryota, Metazoa, Arthropoda, Insecta, Blattodea, Termopsidae.